AUGAGCUCUCCUUCCCCGUCAAACAACACACCGCCCUACCCUCAAGGUCCUCCGGCCGGUCGCAGGGCCUCUAAGAGAAGCAAACUGCGCGUUGGAACCUUUAUUGAGCCCUCCACAGGCGAGCAAUCUCGACGCACUUUUACCCUACGGCUACCACUCCGGAGGAGAAGUAUACAGGCUUCUCUCAACGGGAAUGGCGCGUCCGCGAGCACGGCCAUAUUACCCGUCUUUUCGGACCAGGAACAGUCCAUCUCAGAACGCUCCCGUGCCGCGGCGCACAACCUGCGAGCGGGCGUGGUCCGAGGGUUCCGAUGGCUGAACUCCCCCACGGGCCGCGGAGUGCUCAAGUGCACUCUGGCCUACACGAUCGCAAGUCUAGCCACGUUCUUGGCCCCGAUUUCCGACUUCCUCGGCAAACCGGACGGCAAGCAUGUAGUCGCGACCAUCACGGUCUAUUUUCACCCGGCGAGGUCCGCUGGCUCCAUGAUAGAGGCUAUUCUCAUUGCUAUCGUUGCCGUGGCCUACGCGCAGGUGGUUUCCAUCCUGUCCAUGUGCACCUCGGUUCUCUUUGGCAAUGUCUGGGGCAAUCCUGCUCUGGCCCACAUCCUGGUUCUGGUUAUCUUUAUUGGUGGCGGGUUUGGCUUCAUUGGUUGGCUUAAGCAGAGAAUGAACAACCCGCUGGUCAAUGUGGGCUCUACCUUGGCCUCGCUUGCCAUCAUUGGUGUUGUCACCAAGGAAACGGCUGUGCUUACCAGCGUCUUCUCCAAUCAGAAGAUCAUACAGAUCCUCAAGAUGCUCGUCAUGGGCAUCACCAUCACUACCCUGGUCAAUCUGCUUGUCUGGCGCGUUUCUGCCGUUCACUUGCUCCGAAAGUCCAUGACCCAGACCUCCGCUGCCCUGGGAGAUAUGCUUGCUAUGAUCACUCAUGGUUUCCUCAGCGGAGCCGAAGAUGAGCUCCUCUCAAGAGAGUUCAAUGCCGCGUCAGCUGCGUACAAGUCGGUAUACCCGCAACUGACUAAGAAUCUGCGUGAGGCAAAGUUUGAGCGGUACUUCCUGGGCCAGGAAAAGAUAUACCAGCUUGAUAGAGCGGUUGUCAAGUCUAUGGAAACCCUCGCUCAGUCCAUCGGUGGGCUCAGAAGUGCAGCUAACACACAGUUUGCCCUACUGAAGGAGUCAUUCGAACAGGCCGACCAGCCACUUUUGUCACCCAGAAUGCAGCGGACGGCAUCCACCAUUCUCAAAAGUGGAAAGGACCGGUCAUCGGUUCUGCAAGCUAUUCGGGAGGCUUCUGACGAAGGUGAUGAUGAUAGAGUCCUACCUGGCAACAGACGCCGCUCUGAUGUGUCUAUUGCACCCUCAUUCCGCAAUUCGGGCGAGAUCUUCGAGCUUUUUAUUGCACUCUUGGGACCUUCUAUGAAGUCACUAGCCUACACGCUCUCUGAAGUGCUUCGCGAUCCACCCUUUGGAUCUGCCCCGAAAUACGAGAUCCUGAUUAAUGACCAGUUCCGCCAGAGUCUUACUGAUGCUCUGGGUCUAUUUAACGAUGCGAGAGCUAGAGCCCUCCAUGAGUUGUACAAGUACCUCGAGAUGGACCGGACGAGAUCGGAACAGAUACAAGCUGACUUUGAAGAAGUUGCGGCAGCAUGCGGGCACUUCAGUUUCAGCCUGCAGUCCUUUGCGGAGGAAAUGCAAAAGUAUCUGGACGUGCUGGAUGACCUGAAGCAUGAGAGCCAAUUCAAGAGGCGUAGCUGGCACUGGCUUGUCUGGUGGAGGAGCAAGGAUCACCAUAGUCGGUUCUUUCCUGCCUUGCCGUACAACCAGGUGCCUGAGGAGCAAGAGGGCUUGAUCAAGCCGAUCAAGAAGACAGCCAUCCCCAAGGGCAUUCCUGAUUCGAUGGUCCAACGGAGGGAUACGAGACUGGCAAGAGACGAUGUUCGCUUCGGUCUCAAGGUCGGUAUUGGUGCCAUCCUGUGGGCAAUGUUCGCCUUCAUUCCUCAGACGAGAGACACCUACCAACACUGGCGAGGCGAAUGGGGCUUCCUCUCCUUCAUGAUCGUCUGUUCCAUGACCGUGGGCGCAGCCAACACUACUGGUUGGGCUAGGUUCCUCGGGACUAUGAUUGGCGCAGGAGCAGCCUACGUGAAUUGGAACGUCACCCACGGCAAUGCUUUGGGGCUGAUUGUCCUCGGCUGGCUGAUGGCUUUUUGGAGUUUCUGGAUUAUGAUAGCGCGCGGCCAGGCUCCCCUGGGGCGCAUCACCUUGCUCGCCUACAACGUCUCAACACUCUACGCAUACUCCCUCUCCCAAAAGGUUGACGACGACGAUGAUGACGAAGGCGGUUCGCAUCCCAUCAUCGGCGAGAUCGUCCGACACAGGUUCAUUGCUGUUACCGCCGGCAUCCUCUGGGGCCUGAUUGUCUGCCGUGUGAUCUGGCCCAUCUCGGCCCGCAAGAAGUUCCACCAAGGUCUGAGCAUGCUCUACCUGCAAAUGGGUCUGAUCUGGAAGCGCGGCCCGCUCGCCAUUCUUCUGAGAAGCGACUGCAGCCGCUCCUACCUCAAAUCCGGCGAGAUGACAGCCCUGAAAAAAUACGCCGCCCGCCUCGACGCCCUCCGCGCCAGCGCCGUCUCCGAGUUCCAGCUCCGCGGGCCCUUCCCCGCUGCCCAGGCCAGCCGCCUGAUGCAAUGCGCCAGCCGCCUGCUCGACGCCUUCUACGCGAUGUCCCUCGUUACGCAACGCAGGGGCCAUCUGACCGAGGGCGAGCGAGCCUUGCUGCUGUACACCGCGGAGGAAAGAAAAGCACUCUGCGAUCGCAUCUGCCACGUCUUCCAGGUCCUCGCCUCCUCGCUCAUGCUCGAAUACCCCCUCACGGACGCCAUCCCCUCCGUUUUGGGGCAGCGCGACAAGCUCCUGGCCAAGAUCUUUCUGUUCAGAAAGGAACACAUGCCUUCCCGUACCCUGCAAAACCUCAACACUGACCGAGACCGGGCCCCAGAGUCACCUACAGCUGCUGGGCGAGCUAACAGCUACGUCACAGCGGCUUCCAGUCUCAGUUUCGGACCUACUAGUUUCGGCCAGAACACGGGGAACGGGAGCUGGAAUAAUAGCUUGAGGGGAAGCAUUGAUGAGAGCUUGGAAGCCAGCAGUGUACACAUGAACCCUUUGGCGCACGUCACACUGGAGGAACGCGAUUAUGCCCUGCUUUAUGCUUAUGCGCUGGUGACGGGGCAGGUGGCGGAGGAGUUAUCGGAGGUGGCGAAGGAGAUUGAGGGGCUGUUUGGAGUUUUGGAUAAGGAGUCUAUUCUUCUGCAGUAG
Molecule: messenger RNA, 3312 nt
Organism: Sordaria macrospora k-hell
Lineage: Eukaryota; Fungi; Ascomycota; Sordariomycetes; Sordariales; Sordariaceae
Source: RefSeq, a predicted model, not a curated record